Messenger RNA from Salvelinus fontinalis (brook trout), 4071 nucleotides. RefSeq names its product cap-specific mRNA (nucleoside-2'-O-)-methyltransferase 2-like. Gene Ontology annotation, cellular component: nucleus; cytoplasm. Gene Ontology annotation, biological process: 7-methylguanosine mRNA capping. The record is from RefSeq and is a predicted model, not a curated record. Bases 626 to 2950 code for a protein of 774 amino acids. NCBI's taxonomy places the organism in Eukaryota, Metazoa, Chordata, Actinopteri, Salmoniformes, Salmonidae. The transcript is spliced from 3 exons. Gene Ontology annotation, molecular function: methyltransferase cap1 activity.
UAGCUAGUUAAUGUUAUUCAUUAGGAUAUGUUCCUUAACUCUAGAGAAACUAGCUUAGUUAGCUAACGAAAUGAGUUUAGGCCUAAAAGUCGACCCCGUAGUUUCUUGCUUAUCAACACAGACGUAGCCGCUGCACCUGCAAGGAGAGGGGGACAUCAUGUCCUGGCCUGUGUGAUAUGUGGCCAUUUAAACAACUAGUUAAGUUAUGUAUCCCUUAAAUAUGUAUUAUAGCCAGCAAUAAAAUGUAAAUAAAUGAUUUUGCUUACUUGUUUCGCCUUUAGGCACAUUGUAUGAAAUGCCUAACGUUUGGCUAGGUUUAUUUAGUAGGAGGUUAGCUAGCUAGUCAGAGAGGUGUAGCAAGCUGUCCUGCCUACUUGCUGUGGGUGCGUUAAUAAAUUCGCUCUGUCUAUUUACUCCGAUUUCAGAGCACUCGUCUGAGUAUACAAGAGCGCAGAAUAACGUUAUGAAGUUACGAACGCUCAACACCCGUUCAAUAUGGCCGGAAUCAGUAAACGUCGGCAAAAAAACGUGAUUAACUUGUUGCCAGCACCCCAUUUAGUCACCAAAGCUCUGAAUAACACGAAAACAGCCUAACCUGCUCUGCUAGGGGCGUCUGGAGGAGAGGAUGAGUUGGGGCCGGGGAGCGAGGAGGAAACCUGUCAGGCAGCAGCCCACUGACGAGGAAGCCUUUGACCCGGAAGUAGUUGCAGAGGUCAGAAAACUCUUCAAUAAAGUCAGGACAUACGUCAAACCGGCCAAUGGGGAGUGGUGUAUCCCUGACCCCAGCGAAGCACUGAGACACCCGGCCCAGGACCACGUCCUCCUGCAGACCCUGAAGACGUCACUAAAUGAGGUGAAGAACCAACUUAGCGAUAAGGAUCUGGAAGUCUGGCACCAGCAUACCAAUUCCACCAACCGUGCUGGGAAGGUCAUUGGUACUGUGCGAGCCGUCGCCAAUGCCGAAAUCUGCACUCAGGCCUGGUGCAAGUUCUAUGAGAUCCUGGGCACCUUCAACCUUCUGCCAGAGGAGGCGUUGCGGAGUGGGGAGCUGAACACUGUUCACCUGUGUGAGGCUCCAGGGGCCUUCAUCGCAGCUCUGAACCACUAUCUCAAAACCAGCAAGCACACGUGCUCCUGUGACUGGAGUUGGGCAGCGAACACACUCAACCCCUAUCACGAAGCCAACGGAGGGGGCACCACCAUCACAGACGACCGCCUCAUCGCCAACACUCUGCCCUGGUGGUUCUUUGGCUCGGACAACACAGGAGACAUCAUGAGCCAGAAGCACCUGUUGGAGCUGCAGAACUUUGUGGGUAACAUGUGCAGUAUUGAUGUGGUGACGGCGGACGGGAGCUUUGACUGUCAGGGGAACCCUGAUGAGCAGGAGGCCCUGGUGUCAUCGCUGCACUACUGCGAGGUUGCGGCCGCACUCUUCCUUCUGGGCCCAGGCGGCUCGUUUGUACUGAAGAUGUUCACUCUGUACGAGCACUCCUCUGUCUGCCUGCUCUACCUGUUAAACUGCUGCUUCCGCUCCGUCAGCGUCUUCAAACCGGCAACCAGCAAAGCAGGGAACUCUGAGGUGUACGUCGUCUGUCUUCACUACGAUGGUAGGCAGGCUGUGAGGCCCCUGCUGUCCAAGCUGAUCCGUCACUUCGGGCCGGACCUGGCUGCCCGUGAAGCCCUAUUCCCCAACCAUCUCCUCCCACAGUCGUUCUUGGCACAACAUGAGCAGGCGUGCUCCUACUUCCAUGACCUACAGACAGGAACGAUUUGGGAAAACCUGAGAAUGUUUGAGGGCCUGAAUCGGAAGCAGAGGCAACGGCUGGAAAACAUCAGGGACUGCACUGCUCAGGAGUACCUGCAGCGCUUCCAGGUGAGUUCUCUGCCGCGGGCCCGCUGGUUGUCUCAUAACACAGUGGCCCCAGCGUGUUGCAGCGUAACGGGUCGGAGGCCCCUGGGCCAGAAGAAUCAGAUGGGCUCGUUUAACCAGCGGAGGGAGCUGCAGGCCUUGGGCUGGAAGGAGCGUGUUGGGAAGGGCCGCUACGCUGCCUUGGUGGAACGGCACGGUCACGGCCCCGACGGCACAGGGACAGGAUGUGUGCUGGCAGGGCCGCUGGCAGAAUGCCAUAUGGACACCUGGUUUGUGAUAGUGGGGGCGGCCCUCACUGUAGUCAGGAACUCGCCAUUCUGUGAUGGGGGUCUGUUGAACCACCUCAAUGAAGCUUUGGAGCAGGCUGCCCUAGGCUCAGGCAUGGACAGGUCAGCUGCCUGGACUCUGGUCCCUCCCUGUAGCUCCUGCCCAAUGGUUGGUACCACGUCCAUCCUCUCAGAGGUGGCAGCCCUAUGUGACAGCACUCCCUGCAAUGGCAAGGGAAACAGAAAGUGCCUAGUCUUUGGCAGAGCAUCGUGUUGGGGGGAUUGUGAGGAGCAGGCUGGGGGGUUGGUGCUGGAGUUCUGUUCGGAGCCCUCGUUACCACCUACGGCCCACACCACUCUGCAUGACGGGAAGCCGCAGUAUCAGAGAGACCUGCUGGACUGUGUCCUGCUCUCCCUGCACCGCAUGGGACCAGGCGACGCCCUCCUCCUGCCCAUCCUCUCCGCCUUUACCCGCGUAACCGCUGCAACCGUCCUUUGCCUCCACCUGUCCUUCCACUCUGUCACCUUCAGGUGUCCUUCUCCUCCAGGUGCUGCAGGGGCGGUGUUGGUAUGUGUGGGGUUCUGUCCAGAGGCUGCCGCUCGACUCCUUCCCCACCUUGGUGACCUGCAGGAGCGUAUGGCCUGCUUGGCCAGUGGGGAGGAGGACACUGACAUUCUGCCUCCUGGAGGCCAGAGACAGGUACUGCAGUUUGUUCCCAUGGAGGAGCUGCUCAAAGGAGAGCUGACAGAGUUCCUGUGGACCAUGAACUCAGCCAUCGCCCGUCAACUGCUGCACCUGCUCAUGCAGGCUUAGCUGGGGUCAACAGAGGGGUUCUGAGUGUCUCAGGUGGAUUGUACCAUAGCCUGGCCCGAAAACAAGCACUGACUAGCUAAUUGUCUAGCCCCUACCCCAUCAGUGUUGACAGAUGUAAAGGAAUUGGAUGGGUGGAAGCGAUAUGGUGGAAGCUCCCCCUUAACUUAAUCCCAUCAGGUCCCUUCAGAUCUGUAUAACAGAAUUGGGAUGGGGUUGUUUUUGGACCUUGCAACUUUCAAUAUUUAGUAAGGGCACAUUUGGUCCCUGUUUUGAUAAAAAUGAGGCAAGCAAUGCGGUGAAGUAAAUGUAUUUGAUAUCAUUUGAUUGAUGCUGUGAUGAUCAGACAUUGAAGACCUAACUGAAUUCUUUCAAUCUUUUUUUUAUGAUUGUUAAUAUCAACAGUUAAUCUGUUUGAAUUAGGACAACAUUUGGUUACAUUUCUCUGGGUCUCUGAUCUAAUGUAUUUUUAGGACAGCACAAUAACUCAUGUACUGCUAAUUCAAGUUAUUUAAAGUAAAAAAUACUUUUCAUAUUAGUUUCACUAUUAAAAUAUCAUGCAGUUUGUUAGGAGUUAAAAAGCCUUGUUUGUGUCAUUUUCCUGAUACGGUCUAACCAGUAGUGACUAAAUACAGUAGAUUGUGUGACUGUAUUUUUACCUGGUGACUGCUGUGAAGGCUAGCAGUGCAUGCACUGUUUCACUCUGCAGGGGUUUGAAGAAAAUGUAGUCUUGCCUCUACGGCAUCUAUACUUAGACCCCAUUUACACCUGGUGUUAAACUGCAAAUGAAUACCUGAUUAUGUAGGAUCUGAUCAUGUCCACGGCACAGCUGGCCUUGAAAUAUCUCAUAUCAGUCUAACCUGCAUUGUUUUCUUUGGAAUGAUGCCUCCAGUAGAACAGGUAGCCUAUGUGGUCAGAUACUUUAUUGAAGAAAAUGGUUGAACUAAAAUGUUGUAUUUUGGGAACGUGCUGUGCAAGCCAAUGUGUCCACGAAAUGUGUUUUUAUAUAUACUUUUGUAUUGGUUUUGUUUGCCUUUGAGAACUUUUUUAUAUUUGUGCUGUUGAAUAUUAGAUUUUUUUUUGGUGCAGGUUGUAUUCCUUUAGUUAAAAAAAUAUUGACUUCA